AUGGUUGGGAGCAGCCCGAUGCAGGCGGUGCUGGUGGCGCCGGGGGUGAAGGACAAGAAGGUGCUCGCGUUCCGCCGGGACGCGCUCAAGGAGAAGGACGCCGUCGCCGCGCUCAUGCGCACCAUCGCGGCCGGCGGCGUGCGGAGCGCCUUCUACGUCUUCGACCUCGCCCGGGUCGUCGACCUGUACCGCGGCUGGCGCCGCGCGCUCCCCGGCGUGCGCGCCUGCUACGCCGUCAAGUGCAACCCGGAGCCGGCGCUACUCGGCGCGCUGGCCGCGCUCGGGGCCGGCUUCGACUGCGCCAGCCGCAGGGAGAUCGAGGCUGUGCUCGCUCUCGGCGUGCAGCCCGGCAGCAUCGUGUACGCCAACCCGUGCAAGCCGGAGGCGCACCUCGAGUACGCCGCUGAGGUGGGCGUCAACCUCACCACCUAUGACUCCGAGGAGGAGGUGGUCAAGGUCAAGCGCUGCCACCCGGGCUGCGAGCUCAUCCUCCGCAUCAAGGGCCCCGACGGUGGCGAGGCCCGGGUGGACCUCGGCACCAAGUACGGCGCGCACGCGGACGAGGUCCUGCCGCUCCUCCGCGCUGCCCAGCGCGAGGGGCUCAACGUGGCCGGCGUGUCAUUCCACGUCGGCAGCGGCGCGUCCAACACGGACGUGUACCGGGGCGCCAUUGAGGCCGCGCGCGGGGUCUUCGACGCGGCAGCCGGGCUCGGCAUGCCGCCCAUGCGCGUGCUCGAUAUCGGCGGCGGGUUCAUGGCCGGCCCGGCGUUCGACGAGGCGGCCGCGGUCAUCAACGCGGCGCUCGAGCGCUACUUCGGGGAGCUUCCCUGCGUGGAGGUGAUAGGCGAGCCGGGGAGGUACUUCGCCGAGACCGCCUUCACGAUGGCGGCUCGGGUCAUCGGGAAGCGCACUCGCGGCGAGGUACGCGAGUACUGGAUCGACGACGGCCUCUACGGCACCCUCAGCUGCAUCCCCAUGGACCACUACGUGCCGCACCCGAGGCCGCUCGCCGUGCCGCGCGCCGGCGAGAAGACGUACACGUCGACGGUGUUCGGGCCGACGUGCGACUCCCUCGACACGGUGGUGACCGGGUACCAGCUGCCAGAGAUGAGCGUGGGGGACUGGCUCGUGUUCGACGACAUGGGCGCCUACACCACCGCCUCCGGCUCCAACUUCAACGGCUUCUCCACCUCGGACAUCAAGACUUACUUGGCCUACUCCAGCUGA
Molecule: messenger RNA, 1227 nt
Organism: Triticum turgidum subsp. durum (durum wheat)
Lineage: Eukaryota; Viridiplantae; Streptophyta; Magnoliopsida; Poales; Poaceae
Source: the annotation of a GenBank genome assembly